This is a messenger RNA of Komagataella phaffii GS115, 1857 nucleotides long. RefSeq names its product Eukaryotic initiation factor (eIF) 2A. The transcript has a single exon. The record is from RefSeq and is a predicted model, not a curated record. Lineage: Eukaryota; Fungi; Ascomycota; Pichiomycetes; Pichiales; Pichiaceae. Gene Ontology annotation, molecular function: mRNA binding; translation initiation factor activity; tRNA binding. Gene Ontology annotation, cellular component: cytosolic small ribosomal subunit. Gene Ontology annotation, biological process: translational initiation. Bases 1 to 1857 code for a protein of 618 amino acids.
AUGACUGUCACCCAGUUCUUUUGCCGUCAAGCAAAGGCCGUGGAAUUGUUCCAUGGUCAACCAGAUUACACAGAAGUCCCUGCUUUUGCCAGUCCGAAUCAAGAUACCAAAGUAGCUACGUAUUCUCCCGAUGGAUCUCGUUUCGUGUAUACCCAGGCAAACUCCGUGUUUAUCAUAGACGCCAACGACGGAUCGGUGGCAGUAGAGCUACCAGUUAAAGAUGUGUUCGAUGUUCACUUUUCUCCCUUGGGAACCUUUUUGUGCGCUUGGUCCAGACCUACUGCCGAUCAGGAAGCUUCAAACGUUAGUAUUUGGAAAACUGAUUUGGCAUCUAGAUCUGGCGUCAAAGUUGGAGAAUAUAAGGCACGUAACCAAACAGGCUGGAAACCACAGUUCACUGCUGAUGAGUCUCUUGUGUGUCGGUUGACAAGUCCUUCUGAGUUGCAGUUCUACAGUACGGCCAAGGAGCCAAUGUUACAGGGCAAAGCAUUGCACGUUCUCAAUACAAAGGCCUCUGGAAAAAUUGCUAGCUACGCCGUCAGUCCAGGAAAGAACAUGUCUGUGGCUGUUUUCUUACCCGAACAUAGUGGAAAGCCCGCCUCCAUCAGAGUUUACAACAUUCCAAACUUCCAACAGCCUGUAUCCCAAAAGCAAUUUUUCAAGGCUGAAACAUGUGAGUUUAAAUGGAAUGGGAUCGGUACCUCCUUACUGGCCCUUGUUUCUACUGAUGUUGACUCGUCAAAUAAGUCCUACUACGGGGAAUCUACUCUGUACUUGAUGGGUAUCAUCGGAUCUUUUGACCAAAGAAUUACUCUGGACAAGGAAGGCCCUAUUCACGACUUUUCUUGGUCUACGUCAUCUCGGGAAUUUGGUGUUAUAUAUGGUUAUAUGCCUGCUCAGACCACCUUUUUCGAUGCUAGGGGUAACUCAAUCCAUUCUCUGGCACCAAGCUCUAAGAACACUUUAGCAUAUUCUCCACACGCUCGUUACAUCCUUGUAGCUGGGUUUGGUAACUUGCAAGGAACCGUGGAAAUAUAUGAUCGCCAAGACAAAUUCAAAAAGAUCGCCACAUUUGAAGCUUCCAACACGUCUGUGUGUGAAUGGUCUCCAGAUGGACAGUAUAUCAUGACUGCUACGACUGUUCCUCGUUUGCGAGUAGAUAACUGUUGCAAGAUCUGGCACCAUACAGGUGAGCUUUGUUACAUUAAGGAAUAUAAAGAGCUAUUUAGUGCCAAAUGGAGGCCACAGGACAGCUCACUAUUUGAUCCUCGCGCUUUGGACUCCAUUAAACCAGCUCAACACGAAUCUGCAUUGAAUUAUCUAUCCAAGAGAAAGGGUAGAAUGCCAAACUCGAAGGAACCCAAGGGCGUUUAUCGCCCCCCUCACGCCAGAACUGCUGGAUUCAAAAGCUCGUUCGCGUCUAAUUCGUCUGAUGAGAGUGAUAAAUCUAGUGCUAGCUCAGCCGGAGGCUACAAACCUCCUGGGGCUCGUACUAAGGUCAUUCCAGGAGCUGUGCUGCGCUCCAGUAAUGAUCCAGCUAGCGCUGCCAAGAACAGGAAACGCAAGGGUAUUCCAGGUGCUGUGAAGAAAACUGAAGACAAGCCUGCUUCUGCACCUGUUUCGGCACCUAGUGAAAAACCUCAAGAAAUUCCUAGUGAGUCUUCUUCACAGAGUUUAGCAGAAGGUAACUCUUUAGAAGAGAAGAAAAUCAGAGCACUUUUGAAAAAACUGCGAGCCAUUGAAACUCUGAAACAGAAGAGAUCUGCUGGUGAUCAUCUCGAAGAGACUCAAAUUUUGAAAAUUCAAACGGAAGACAAAGUUCGCUCCGAACUAUCCAGUCUAGGAUGGAAGGAAUAG